AUGACCGUGAAAGAAUCAAAGGUAAGAAAACAGAAUACCUAUGAAAAAGCCAAGGAAUGUUUUACUUCUUACAACAGUUUUGCUUUAGUAUCCAUGGAUAAUAUAGUAUCUAAUCAACUUAAAGAGAUGAAGAGGGCAUGGGGUCCAUCUUCUACAUUUUUAACUGGUAAGAAUACUGCAAUUAGAAAAGCUCUUAAAGAACUUAAUAGAGAAGAUUUACUUGAUAAAGUUAGAGGAAAUAUUAGUUUAAUAUUUUUUAAAGAGGAUGUUAAAAAGGUUAAAGAGGUAAUAGAUCUAUUUGAAAGGGAAAGUGUAGCUAAGGUUGGUGACAUAGCACAAUCAGAUGUUUGGAUUAAGGCACAUGUUACAGGGAUGACAUCAGAAAAGACAGGAUAUUUUCAAACACUUGGUAUUCCUACUAAAAUUACGAAGGGUAAGAUUGAAAUUAUGCAAGACUUUUUAGUGUUAAAUGAUGGGGACAAGGUAGGACCUAGUCAAGCUAAUUUACUAGCACUUAUUAAUAUAAAGCCUUUUAAAUAUAAAAUGAAAAUAUUUAGUGUUUAUGAAAAUGGUGAAUUUUAUGAUCCAUCACUUAUUGAUGUAUCAGAGAAUGACAUUAAAGAGGUUUACAGUAAGGCUAUUAGAGAUGUUGCAAUGUUUAGUAUUGGAACAGAUACUAUUACACAAGCCAGUGUUCCUUAUGAAAUAAGUAGGGCCUUUAGAAAUGUUUUGAAUUUUGGAUUUGGUGCAGAAAUAAAGAUCGUUGAUUCACCAUUACCGAUGGUUUAUUAA
Molecule: messenger RNA, 792 nt
Organism: Vairimorpha ceranae
Lineage: Eukaryota; Fungi; Microsporidia; Nosematidae
Product: 60s acidic ribosomal protein p0
Exons: 1
Coding region: 1-792 (263 amino acids)
Biological process (GO): cytoplasmic translation; ribosomal large subunit assembly
Cellular component (GO): cytosolic large ribosomal subunit
Molecular function (GO): structural constituent of ribosome; large ribosomal subunit rRNA binding
Source: RefSeq, a predicted model, not a curated record